UUUUGUUAAAGCUGUGCAAUGUAUUUUGAUUGAAAAUUUGUUUUUUAAGAUUUACAGCUGCUCCUAAAUCUAUUUUUUCCUGUUUGAUCUCUGGUAGCACCUAUGGAGCUGGCCUGGUCUCUGGAAAGGCCAACCAAUUCCGUGGUUGAACAUUUGUUUUUUAAGAUAACAAAUGUUGUGUAGCAGAUUUCUGAUUUAAAUUGUGGGCAAUCUUUCAUCAUCAACAUUUCAGAUCAUAUUAUAUACUCUUUAUCUGCUCUUUAUGUUUUAUCCUAUCAUCAUAUGAUUCAAAUUGUUGAUGAUGAAAAACUGCACAGAGUUUAAGCCAGAAAUCUGCUACACAUCUCCAUGGACUGACUAUAUAACGUUAAUUAAACAAAUGCUUCUAAAUCUGAUAACAGUCAUGGAGCUGGCCUGUUUUUGGAAAACCUCACCAAUGAAAAGGCCAGUUCCAUGAUUGAAAAUUUGUUUUUUAAGUUCAUCAAAUACUCCUAAAUCUAUUUUUUCUCGUUUGAUUUCCGGUAAUAGCUGUGGAAUUGGGCUUCUCUCAGAAGAAGCUCACCAAUGAAAGGGCCAGCUCCAUGAUUGAACAUUUGUGUUUUUUAAGAUUUACAAAUGUGUCUAAAUCUAACUUUUCUGAUUUAACUUCUGAUAACAGCCAUGGAGCUAGCCUUAUCUCUGGAGAAGCUUUCGAUUGCUUUUCUGUAUUAAAAUUCUUAUUGUAUGAACUUGGCUGGGAAGGGGAUUAGAUUUAAGAGCAUGAAGUAUCUGCUAAUAUUGAAUGUAUGAGUGGCAUUUGAAGGGGAGUAUGUUAGAAACUUAGAGCAGUGUAGAAAUUUCAUUUGCCUUUUUCUUUUCUUUCAUAACUUCCAAUUGAUCUGCAGGGCUAAUAUUAUUUGUUGCAGCAAUUUAAAAAUGAUGAUGUACUCAAUUAGACCUAAGAAGGAUAUGUCUGAUGUAGAUUCUAUGCAAUUUUUCUUUCGUGUGACAAUGCUGAUUAUAUGAACUUGGGAGGGCCAGGGAAGGACUCAAUAUUCUUAUGUGGUUUACAUGGGAGGGCAUUUUAAAGAAAGAUUGACGCCUCAUCUGGCUGCAGAUUCUCAUUACGAAUUCCUGUCAUCUGUUUUGGGAAGCAAGGAAGCAGCCAAGGAGUCAAUCUUCUAUUCAUACUAUAAAACUCUCAAUGGGUUUGCUGCUAAACUCCAGGAAGAUCACGCUCUUGCUAUUUCAAAACUUCCAGGAGUAAUAUCCGUGGUUCCUAACAGUCUGCGAAAAUUGCAAACUACUCAUUCAUGGGGUUUCUUGGGCCUAGAAGAUGCCAAUCAGCAAAUCCCUCCGCAAUCACUCUGGAACAAAACAAAAUUUGGACAGGAUGUCAUUAUUGCUAAUUUGGAUUCAGGUGUGUGGCCUGAAUCUGAAAGCUUUAGCGACAAGGGUUUUGGCCCCAUCCCUUCACGCUGGAAGGGAAUCUGUCAAAAUAGCUUUGGAUUCACUUGCAACAGGAAGUUGAUUGGAGCGAGAUACUUUCACAAGGGAUUCGAAGCUGAAAAUGGGCCUCUUGACCUCUCUGAAGGAGGACAACAACUUUCGGCUCGAGACACGCAUGGGCAUGGAUCUCAUACUCUGUCCACAGCUGGUGGGAAUUUCGUGGAAAAAGCAAAUGUUUUUGGAUAUGGCCAAGGAAUUGCAAAGGGAGGGGCUCCUGCUGCCAGAGUUGCAGCCUACAAGGUUUGUUGGCAGCGGAACAGUAGCAGCACAGAUUCCAGAUGCUAUGAUGCAGACAUUCUUGCAGCAUUUGAUCAAGGGAUAUAUGAUGGAGUAGAUGUAUUCUCUAUUUCUCUUGGAGGUGUACAGGGUGCAUUACUAGCUCUUUCUGAUGCUAUUUCCAUUGGAUCACUCCAUGCUGUCCAAAAAGGAAGGGUGGUGGUUUGUUCUGCAGGAAACAGUGGUCCAAGUCCAGGCACAGUGAUGAACGUGGCUCCAUGGGUUAUAACUGUCGGAGCGAGUACUACAGAUAGACAAUUCACCUCAGUUUCUUUCUUGGGAAACAAGGAGAAUUAUACGGGACAAAGCUUAUCUCAGUUCCCCCUAGCAAAGAGACAAAUGUACCCUCUGGUAUCUUCAGUAGACGUUAGAAGUUCAGGUGUAAAUGAAUCUGCUGGGGUGUCAUGCUACCUUGGAGCUCUAGAUCCUCAAAAAGUCAAAGGUAAGAUUAUUGCCUGCCAAAUGGGUGGCAAUAAAAAUGUCGAGAAAGGUGAAGAAGUUCGCAGGGCAGGAGGGGUUGGCAUGAUUCUCUACAAUGAUCUUGGAGAAAGUGACAGCUUUCUCGCAAAUGCUCAUGUUAUUCCUGCAACUGAAUUGAAACAAGUUGAUGGAAUGAAAGUUCUUGAUUACAUCAAUUCUACAAAAUCCCCUGUUGCCUAUAUUUCUCCAGUAAAAACCACGUUCGAUACCACGUUCGAUUCAGAGCCAGCUCCAGUGAUGGCAAGCUUCACCUCUCUAGGUCCAACUAUUUCUAUGCCAGGCUUACUCAAGCCUGAUAUUGCAGCCCCAGGGGUGAACAUCCUUGCAGCAUGGUCAGGAGAAGCAUCCCCAACUAACUUUGCUUUUGAUCAUAGGAAGACUGACUUCAAUAUAAUAUCGGGAACAUCUAUGGCAUGCCCUCAUGUAGCUGGUAUUGCAGCAUUACUAAGGGCAGCAUAUCCUCAUUGGAGCCCAGCAGCCAUAAGUUCAGCCAUUAUGACUUCAGCUACCAUAAUGGACAAUACCAAGGGAGCUCAGAAUUCAUUGUGGAAUCCAGGUCCUUUUGCCUUCGGUGCAGGUCAUAUUAACCCAAAUAGAGCUGGAGAUCCUGGCCUAAUUUAUGAUAUGUCAAUGAAUGACUAUUUUACAGUCUUAUGCAAUUUAGGCUGGCAUUCAGACAUGUUGAAAAAUUUAACAGGCACAGCAUUCUCUUGCCCAGCAGAUGAUGCAUUAGACAACCUCAAUUAUCCUUCUAUUACUGCAUUAUCCGUAGAUGGACCUCGGACUGUGAAGAGAACUGUGACAUAUGUUUCAGAAGGACCAGAGACUUUUAAAGUAGAGGUGGAAUCUCCUCCUGAAGUGUCAAUGACAGUGAAACCAGACAGCCUUAACUUCACUAAGACAGGGGAAAAGAAAUCAUUUGAGGUGGUGUUCCAACCCAAGCCUGGUUUUGAUUCAACCUUUGGGUUUGGAUCUCUGACAUGGAAAAGUGCUAAGCAUGUUGCGAGAAGUCCUAUUGUCGUGUGUAGUGAUAUUUGUUUUUAAAUCAACUAGUCCUUGAAGACGAAACUACCCCUAGAACUUUGUUUCAGGUGGUAUUAAUAACAUUUUAAAUAGUAUUUUAAUAUAUCAUGCAAUUUUUAUUUAUUAUAAGACAUCAGUGUUAAAAUUUUACUUCU
This is a messenger RNA of Cryptomeria japonica (Japanese cedar), 3422 nucleotides long. Its product is annotated as subtilisin-like protease SBT5.3. Gene Ontology annotation, biological process: proteolysis. Lineage: Eukaryota; Viridiplantae; Streptophyta; Pinopsida; Cupressales; Cupressaceae. The transcript is spliced from 11 exons. The record is from RefSeq and is a predicted model, not a curated record. Bases 1051 to 3288 code for a protein of 745 amino acids. Gene Ontology annotation, molecular function: serine-type endopeptidase activity.